Molecule: messenger RNA, 1705 nt
Organism: Tripterygium wilfordii
Lineage: Eukaryota; Viridiplantae; Streptophyta; Magnoliopsida; Celastrales; Celastraceae
Product: glucan endo-1,3-beta-glucosidase-like
Exons: 2
Coding region: 1-1437 (478 amino acids)
Biological process (GO): carbohydrate metabolic process
Cellular component (GO): plasma membrane
Molecular function (GO): hydrolase activity, hydrolyzing O-glycosyl compounds
Source: RefSeq, a predicted model, not a curated record
AUGAGAUAUCACACACGAGUGACAUCUGAGCUAGUCAUGUUUGAGAGAAGCCGGCUUGACUUUACUCCUCGAGUCAGUGAGUUGGGCCAACUUUUCACGGCCCAUAAAACGAUCUCGUUAUUUCCCGCUCAAUUCAACUGUAAUCAACACAUAACCGCCUCGCUGAGUCACUCUGUUCCUCUCACGCGCUUAAAUCACCACGCCGUCUCUUCCCCUCUCUCACUCGCUCACAAGCCACCGCUGACAAACCUCCUCGCUCUCUCUCCCUCUCCCUCUCUCUCACACAAAAAGCUCAACGCCAUGAAAGCUUCCUUUGUCCCUCUUUUUCUCACAGUGAUUCUUGCGCUCUUCAAUGGAAGCUUCUCGCUUCCCACUACCAUCGGCGUCACCUACACAACUCCACCUCCAACCGCGACCACCAUCAACACUCCUAAACUUCCGCCGGACCGCAUCGCCGCCACCAUAUUUGGUCUCCAUCUCCCGGCCAUGAGACUACCAGAGUCAGAUCCCUCUUUGGUCCGCGCCUUCGCCUUCGCCAACACGUCGCUCCUCCUCACCAUCCCCAACCAGCUGGUCCCUUCUUUGGCCCUCAAUCGUUCCAAUGCCCUAGGUUGGAUCUACCGCCAUGUUUUGCCGUUCUAUCCUCGGUCAAGAAUCUCGAUGGUCUCUGUCGGCAACGACUUCUUGGCUAACGCACCUAAUCUGUCGCCGUACCUCUUACCGGCCAUCCGCAACGUCCAAUUGGCUCUCCGGGACCUAGGCAUCAAGAAGAUCGCCGUCUCCACAACUUUCUCUUUCAUCAACAUCAUAGCGACGCCGUUUCCACCAUCCUCCGCUAAUUUCCAAGAACCUGUUGGAAAUUUGGUUAUCAGGCCGUUUCUGCAGUUCUUGGAAGAGAUCAAUUCAUCUUUCUUGGUCAAUAUCUAUCCGUACAACAUGUACAGGCUUAGCAGGGACAUUCCGAUUGGUUUUGCUCUGUUUCAAGACCAUCCUUUCAAUUUUAGGGAUGAUUUGGUCACCGGCGUCAGGUACAGGAAUCUGUUUGACAUGAUGGUGGAUGCUGUGAUUAGCGCCAUGGCGGUGGCUGGCCACGAGAGUAUUCCUGUGAUUGUGGCUGAGACUGGGUGGCCCAGCUCUGGUGGAGAUGCAGUGGAGGCUGAUGCCACCACAGCCUAUGCGGAGAUGUAUCUGAAGGGUCUGGUGAGGCAUCUGAGAUCUGGUAUGGGCACACCACUGAGGAAAGAAGGGGUAGCAGAGAUUUACAUAUAUGAAUUGGUGGAUAAAGAGGUGAAGCAGGGAAACAGAAACUGGGGGAUCUUGUAUCCAAACAUGACAAAGAAGUACAAUUUCGACCUAUCUGGUGCAAAUGAGAUUGGUGGGCGUGGUAAGUUUGUGCUCAUUUUCUUGAUGCUGUUUGGUUUGCUGGUGUUAUUUUAGAAGAUAUGCUGUUUGAUUCUUGAAGUUGAGAACUGUUUCUCAGCUUUUCUACCAGCAAAACUCUGGGUUUUCUCGACUCGUUCUCAAGAAUUGAUGUUUCUGUUGCUCACAGACUCUGACUGGCAGUUGGGAAUCUGCUAAUUGGUUUCAUAUCUGCUCAUGAGAGUAUUAGAAAAUAUAUCCACUGUUAGUAGGUUUUUCCUGAAACGUUCUGUUAAUUAGAAUGGUGAUUGCGAUGAGAAGCUGAACAUUGCAGCAUAUUAAUGGU